AUGGAACUAUUACUCAACAAAAAUGCAAGGGUGAUGUUAACUUCAAACUUAUGGAUAGAAGCAGGUCUUGUCAAUGGAGCACUAGGAUAUAUUCAAAGUAUUGUAUAUAGACCUGGAAGUGCACCACCUUUGCCACAGUCAUAUGUACUUGUAGAUUUUGAUGGUUACUCAAGAAUUCCAUUUGAUGAUCGUCAUCCCAAAAGAGUUCCAAUUCCAGCAAUUGGCAAAGCUAGCACAAAGAAAAUUCCAUUGAGAUUGGCUUGGGCUUUAACCAUACAUAAAUCACAAGGGUUAACACUAGACAAAGUCACUAUUGAUAUAGGCCCCACUGAAAGAAGUGGUCUUACAUUUGUAGCAAUAUCACGUGUCAAAUAUUUGCAAGGACUACGGAUUAUGCCACCCUUCACAUAUGCCAGAUAUGAAAAAAUGAAGGGGGGAAAACAAGUUGCCAGAAGAAAGGAAGAAGAAAGAAGGCUAAAAUCCUUAGAAGUUAUUUGA
This is a messenger RNA of Cryptomeria japonica (Japanese cedar), 498 nucleotides long. RefSeq lists its product as uncharacterized. NCBI's taxonomy places the organism in Eukaryota, Viridiplantae, Streptophyta, Pinopsida, Cupressales, Cupressaceae. The coding region runs from base 1 to 498 and encodes 165 amino acids. The transcript has a single exon. The record is from RefSeq and is a predicted model, not a curated record.